Pelobates fuscus (common spadefoot toad) is the source of this 932-nucleotide messenger RNA. RefSeq names its product N-methylpurine DNA glycosylase (gene MPG). Gene Ontology annotation, biological process: base-excision repair. Gene Ontology annotation, molecular function: alkylbase DNA N-glycosylase activity; DNA binding. NCBI's taxonomy places the organism in Eukaryota, Metazoa, Chordata, Amphibia, Anura, Pelobatidae. The transcript has 2 exons. The record is from RefSeq and is a predicted model, not a curated record. The coding region runs from base 137 to 910 and encodes 257 amino acids.
UGCCUGCCAAUAAGACUUGACGGCGAUGUGCCAUCAAUGACCGCGGGGAGAGCAUCGGAGUCACCGCCCGGGGCCCAAGGAAGUGGUGGGCUGUGGCCAUAUAUUGAUAGGAUUUUAGAGAAUAUCAUUAAUUUAGAUGGAAGAAAUUCCUACAAAAAGACCACGUGUGGAACUGUUGAAUGAUGUUCAUUCCCAUCCUGCUAAAAGCAAUGAAAAAGAUGAAACCUAUAGUGAGGAACAGUAUUCAUCGAUGAGUAAAUACUUCCAGAAAUCAGUGCGUCGACUCAAAUCUGAUUUUUAUGAGCAACCAUGUAUCACACUCGCAAAAAACCUAUUGGGACAAAUUUUGGUCAGAAAACUGCCAGAUGGAACAGAACUUCGAGGAAGAAUUGUAGAAACUGAAUCCUACUUGGGAGGUGAAGACCAAGCUUCUCAUUCAAGAGGGGGGAAACAGACUGAAAGAAAUAUGGCAAUGUUCAUGAAGCCUGGAACCAUGUAUGUAUAUCAAAUUUAUGGCAUGUACUUCUGUAUGAAUAUCUCUAGUCAGGGCGAUGGAGCUGCAGUCCUUCUACGAUCUCUUGAGCCAUUAGAGGGUCUACACCAUAUGCAAACGUUCCGAAGGAAUCUGAGAAAAAGCAACUCAAAACCACUGAAAAACAAAGAUCUGUGCAAUGGACCAUCAAAGCUCUGCCAAGCCAUGGUUUUAGAUAAGAGUUUUGAUAGAAGGGACCUUGUUACUGACCCAAUGGCAUGGCUAGAAGAAGAAGAAAAUAAAAUCGCCGAUAAAGAUAUUGUGUCUUGUGAACGUGUUGGCAUUGGCAACGCAGGAGUAUGGACAUCUAAACCAUUGCGGUUUUAUAUCAGAGGAAACAUAUAUGUCAGUAUUCGAGACAAAACUGCAGAAGCGUGAUGCACAGAUUCUUAUUCAAAUA